Messenger RNA from Pseudonaja textilis, 7194 nucleotides. Lineage: Eukaryota; Metazoa; Chordata; Lepidosauria; Squamata; Elapidae. The record is from RefSeq and is a predicted model, not a curated record.
CACCAACCCCGCAUCCACAAACACCCCAUGUUGACUCCCCUCCCUCUUUUUCUUAUCCCAUUGUAACUGGAGUCUGAAAUAAUGGCGAGCCGUUGGGCAGUGGGGCAACUCUGGUGGAAAAGAGACUCCUCGGCAGCCGAAGUCCACGAGAAAUGCAGCCAGGUAUCCAAACAUGAAGAUGAAAAAAGGCAGUGUGAUGCAGGGUCAUUAUCAGAAGAUGAUGAAGAAACUUUGUCUUGGCCUGGACUCAAACUGAUAGUUUUACGAAGAUCACCCAUGGGUUUUGGUUUUACCUUAAGGCAUUUUAUUGUUUACCCCCCAGAAUCUGCUAUUCAGGUAUCUUUAAAAGAUGAAGAGAAUGGAAAUAAAAGUGGGAAAACAAGAAAGAAGCCUGAGCCAGUGGAUACCAUAUUUGUUAAACAAGUUAGAGAAGGAGGGCCUGCUUUUGAAGCUGGAUUAUCCACAGGUGACAGAAUUAUAAAAGUUAACAGAGAAAGUGUCAUAGGAAAGACAUUUUCUCAAGUAAUUGCUUUAAUUCAGAACAGUGAUGAUGAGUUGGAACUCAGUGUUAUGCCAAAAGAUGAGGACAUUCUUCAACUUGCAUAUUCCCAGGAUGCUUACCAGAAGGGCAAUGAAGCCUACACUGGUAAUGCUCUUUACAUACCUGAGCCUCCACCAAUAAGUUAUCCUCGAUUAACAUAUCCAGCUCCUGUCCUGGCAUUACCCAUGGAGAAAGCACCUCCUGACUUAUCACUGGGAAAGCAGUCAAAUAGUAGAGCUGUACCGACAUUAGCACAACCUGAAAAGGCCUGCAGAAAGGAAAUACAAGUGCCUCCAUUUUCAAAAGAUAUUGCAAAAUCUAACACAGCUGUCUGUGUUUGUAAUGAGACCAUAAGAACAGUUGUUGUGCCUUCUGAGAACGAUGUAGACUUUUCAUCAGUUAGAACAAACCACACUAAUCCAUCACACCAGGCAGAGAGUUUCAAGGAACAAACCUCUGUAAAAGCAAAACCACGAGCCACUUCACCUUCCUCUUCGAUGUCCACUGCCAUUGUACUUCCUCAGACUCCCCUUACAAAACCAACGGAUUCCCCAGCAACAGCUAAUUAUUCUGGAAACUAUGAAGGACAGCCAGAAGGAGCUUCAGGUUGGAGUUCUCCUGCUCAGAGUGGAGAUUCUCCCUCUGUUAAUAAUAAUCACACCACUUCUCCAAGUGCCCAUCAUAACAUAGACUGGAAAACUUACAAAACCUAUAAAGAAUAUAUUGAAAACAAACGCUUUCCCAAGUAUGGUUUCAGAACCAUACAGGAGAGGCUAGAUAGUUUUAGAGCCACAUCUUCACAUUCAGUAGAUUACUGUAUUGGCUCACAGGUACGCUGCAGAAGCACCUCUCAUGAUAGGAGCUCACAGUCUGUAUCUGUUCGGCAAAGGAGUAUAUCCCAGGAAAGAGUUAAGGAUACUGUCUUAAUCAAAAGAUGGCCAAGAAGUGCUUCGCAAGAUACUUUAACUUCACCAGUUAUUAGCCCUCGAAGUCGUAGGGUACGCUCCUGGAACUAUUUAGGCAGACAAGGUGAAGCCGUGGAAAAGGUUCACAGUGAGGACCUCAUUGCAGAUUCAAGCACAGCCCAAAAAAUUACACAUGAAUGUACUGGAUUUACUGAUCAAAAUGAUCCUCAAGGCAUUUAUAAAAUUUCAGGGCAACCUAUGUUUCAGGGGUCCCGUAGUGAUUCAAAUUUUUCUGUGGCUCCUGGUGCUUAUCCUCCAGGUGACAGCCAAAUAAGCAACCAAGCCUUUCGACCCUUUGCUCAAUUCCAGAAAAAUUCAGCAGAUGUAAAAUUGCUGCAACCUUCCAAGGAUUUGCCAGCCACUGGAGAUUCAAACUCUACAACCACUUUUCAGGAAAGAUCACCUCGUACAACAACUACAAGCACAAAAAUUAGUUCUUUGAAGACCUAUGUACAUUAUGCAGCAAAGCCAUCAUUUCCUUCUAAUCAGAGUCUGGAGAGUGCUACAACCACAGACCAAAGAGAAAUUAAUUAUGUGCACUAUAGUGGUUUGCCAACUCAACAAUCCAGGAAAAAUGCAGAAAGUCCACCAGAUCCCGAACUAGACAUAAGCAAGUCUAAUCUUUCUCCCAUUUCCUAUACAUCUUCUGUCAAAUUUGUCCCACAAGUUAAUGAGCACUUAACUUUGGUUAAUUUAGAUGUUUCUGUCAGACAAAAGAUUCAAAAUUUUGAAACGGAAGCUAUAAAACCGCCUCAAGUUCAACCAAGAGAUGAGACAAAUGAGGAGGAAGUGGUUUUGCGGGAAAAGUCAUCUUCUGGCCAUCAAACCCCACAACUUCUGCGACAUCAGUCCUAUAUUUUAGCUGUAAAUGGUCAGGACUCUGCCUCUGAGACCACUUGUUGGUUACCCAAUGAUGCACGGCGAGAAGUUCAUAUAAGAAAAAUAGAAGAAAGGAAAGCCUCUUGUUCCUGCACACCCUACGAUUCCUUGGCAUCAAUUCCAUUCAUAGAUGAGCUGACCAGUCCAAGUAUUGACCUGGACAUCACCCACAUUCCAGCUUCUGCUGUUAUUUCGCCACCUCCUUCACGAGCAAUGGCUACCACCAGUGCUGUUCCUUUGAGUUGUACUGCUCUUGUACCAUUUAUUCGACGUCAACUCUCUUCUGGCCAUGAAUCAAUUAGGACUAGUGUCCUAGAUGAGCAAUUUCCUGGAAAAAAUGAAAGGUCCAAAUCUUAUGGUGAAGGACUCGAUGACUAUAAAGAAGGAAAAGGGGCCAUAAAGCAUUCACCGAGCUUAAAGGCAAUUAAGAUUCCAAAUAAUGAAGCAUCUUCAGAAAAUGCAGGAUUCAGAAAAACAUCUGCUUCAGAAGUCUUUUGUGACACCGCCAAAGAAGGAUAUCUUCAUUUUCGGCAGCUGGUUACAGACAAGGGGAAGAGAGUUGGUGGAAGCAUCCGCCCAUGGAAACAGAUGUAUGUCAUCCUCAGAGGGUGUUCAUUAUACUUAUACAAGGAUAAAAAAGAACCAACUAUACUUUCUGAGGAGGAACAGCCCAUCAACAUCAAUGCUUGUUUAACAGACAUUUCAUAUAGUGAUACCAAAAAGAAACAUGUGUUUCGGCUUACUACAUCAGACUGUGAAUACCUGUUUCAAGCUGAAAAUAGAGACGACAUGCUGGCAUGGAUUAAGGCUAUACGUGAAAACAGCAAUGAGGAGGACACAGGUGUCUCGAGCAGGGAUCUAAUUAGUCAGAAGAUUAAAGAAUACAGCACAAUUAUGGGUGCUUCUAGUGGCAAAACUGAGCCACUUUCAAAACCAUCCCGACCGAGCCUAAUUAAAAGACAGACAUUCCUUGGCACUAAAACUGAGCAAAGAACUCAGAGUCCACAUUCUCCUAAGGAGGAAUCAGAAAAGAAAUUCCUUACGAAAGAAAAAGAUGAGACAAGCCCACCCAAAGAUAAAAGUAUAUGGCGAAAAAACAUUCCAAGCAUCAUGAAAAAAACAUUUGAAAAGAAGUCAUCUGCCGCUUGCACAUUUGGUGUCAAACUAGUUGAUUGCCCCCCAGCAGAGAGCAAUAAGUAUAUUCCAAGAAUUGUUGAAAUAUGCUGCAAGCUAGUUGAAGAGAGAGGUCUUCAAUAUACUGGUAUUUAUAGGGUUCCAGGAAAUAAUGUUGCCAUCUCAAAUUUGCAAGAAGAUCUGAACAAAGGAAUGACUGAUAUUGAUCUUCAAGAUGAUAAAUGGAGAGACCUGAAUGUCAUAAGUAGUUUAUUGAAGUCCUUUCUCCGAAAGCUUCCAGAACCACUUUUUACUAAUGAGAGAUAUGCAUCUUUCAUAGACGCCAACAGAAAGGAAGACCCCGUUGAGCGACUAAAAACAUUGAAAAACUUGAUCCAUGAUUUACCUGAACAUCAUUAUGAAACACUUAGAUUUCUCUGUGCCCAUCUGAGAAUUGUGGCAGAACAUUCAGAAGAGAACAAGAUGGAACCAAGAAAUCUGGCAAUAGUAUUUGGUCCAACACUUGUGAGGACAUCUGAAGAUAACAUGACCAAUAUGGUUACUCAUAUGCCAGAUCAAUACAGAAUUGUAGAAACCCUUAUCCAAAAACAUGACUGGUUUUUCGCAGAAGAUGAUGCUGAACAACCUUUUACAGGAGUUCAGGAAGCAAACACAGUAGAGUCUCAGCCAGUGCCAAGCAUAGAUCAUUUACUCAGCAACAUUGGAAGGAUUGGAGUAUAUCCUGGAGAUGUAUCAGAUUCAGCUACUGGUGACUCUGCAAAAUUUAAGGGUUCUUGGGGAUCUGGAAAUAAUCAAUACAGCAGAGAGCUACUUAAGUCUUCUAUAUUUGCCACAACCAGUCGCAAGCGGAAAAAAGCAAAAGACAAACUGCAACUCAGCAGCUCUGAAGAUGAGUGGGAUAGUGUUUUUUUCAUGAAGGAGCCUGCAGAGCUCCAUUGUAAUGACUCCCCAAAAGAGGACACACCUAAAACUGAGCUGGAGAAGGAAACCGCAGCAGGAAUAGAGAGAGCAGGAUUUCCGAAAGAAAAGGAAGACUGUGUGAACAGUCCUUCUGCUGCAAGCAAGGAUGAAGUGUUGCUAAGGAAAGAGAAUUUGUCCUCUGAAGAGCCCUCAACAUCUUAUAUUCAGAAAUACAGGAGAUCCCCAAAUCCCAUCUCUUGGAGAAAUGCACAAAAAGAUAACCAUAAAUUCCCUAAUUUCCAGAUUGCUUCUGUGUUGGAAGAAACCAUUUUGGACUCGGGCACUACCCUCAGCUGCACUUCACAAGCUUCUCUGCAAAAUGUCUCCAGUAAAAGAUUAGGCGACCCUGAAAGUAAACGCAGUGAAUUUUUUACUGCUGAAGUUGGCUCCAUCACUUCAGGCUACUCCACAACAUCCUCCACUGCAUAUUUAGCUGGUGUCGAUUCCACCGUACUGGGUACUGAAGUGCUUCACUCAGUGACGGAGAGUACAGGAGAAGAGGCCGAUGAUGAAAGUAGUGAACUGGUCAGUGAAGGUCGUCCUGUAGAAACAGACAGUGAAAAUGAUUUUCCUGAUUUUGCAGCAAGUUCUGUGGAUAGGUUGUUCAGGGAGAAGACUCACGACAUGGUAAAGAACCUUAGGAGAAACUCUGAAGAAAGUGAAGUAAGUUGUUCAGGAGGAACUUCAACACCAAAGUUAGACAGUCACAGACUUUUCAAUUCAUACAAACUUAUUGAAUGUGAUACUCUAUCUCGGAAAAAGUUGGCCAGGUACAAAAUGGAAAGUGAAAGUUUAAGGGAUGCAAAACACAAAGAGGAUAUAAAGAAAGGAAAGAUGGACAACAGCUUAACCACAUCAACAAGAAGUGAACCUGUCAAACAGGAACCUACAUGGAAAGUCAAGAUUCCAGACAGAUUAAAACUGCAUCUUAAAUCAUCUGCUGAUGAUAUGCUUGGAACUGGCAAUCAGAAGUCAUGUCCUGCAGAGAGCUCCAAAAGAAAAAACAUCAGGCGAAGGCACACACUAGGAGGACAGAGAGAUUUUAUUGAAUCAAGUGCCCUAAAUGCAUGGCAAACUCAAGAAAAAUACCCAAGCAUGGAGAAAGACACUUCAGCCCUAAACUGGCUGAAGGCAAAAUCCCCAUCUCAGCAAACAACGAUUUCAGAGUAUGUUGCACAAGAGCGUCUGCGGCGUAACCCAGUGGACCUUAAAAUAAAUAAAACUGAAAAGGUGAAUGUAAGCCAAUUAGAUGAUUCCUCAAAGGCAGAAUCCUCAUUUUCUGCAGAGUUAUCAUCAGGAGGGGAUAGUACCACUUCUUCUGGUAGUUCUUCCUCUGAAGCCUGGUACAAAACCCAUGGAGUACUCACUACUCUAGACCAUUUCAAUGGAGAAAGCUACCAAACUAUGAGUGAGUCCAUCAGCCUGGCUGUUGAUGCUCAUCCUCAUAAGUUAUCUGAGACCCUAGAGAUUAUGUCUCAAUUCUACUAGUCUCUUUGACACAGUUAAAUAGUCGCCACCACAGUUUAGCAGUGUUUUUUCUUUUUUCUCAGUUGUUCUGUAUGCUUUUCCCCCAUCUCACACACAGUGUUAGUGUGCACCAUGCAUAUUGCAGCUACAAUAUUAUUAGUCAGAAGAAAAAAUAAUUAUUUUUAUUUUAGUCGUUAACAAGUGCCUCAUCAUUUUUUUAAAAAAAAGGUUCAUUUGAUUUGUUAAGGUGCCAUAAUAGUUGUUAUAUUUAGAUAUUUAUGUUAACUGUAAAGAACAAAUUGCUGCAUUUUAUUGUAGAGACUGAAAGGGAGAAUGUAAACCAAUUAGAUGAUUCCUCAUUUCCUGCAGAGUUAUAAUCAGGAGGUAAUAAUGCCAGUUCUCCUGAAAAUGCUUCUGGACCCUGGUCUAUAACACCCACUGAGUACUUGGAUUUCUAAAUCACUUAAGAGGGGAAAAGCUACCAGUAUAUGAACAAUGAUGUUCACCCUCAUAAGUUAUCUGGGUCCAGGAGGAUACAACUUGAUCUACCAUUGACAUAAUUAAAUGGCCACCACCACAAUUCAGUAGCUCCCUCUCUCUCCUCCCUUCCCCACCCCUAUCUUGUUCUGUGUUGCCCUCCCCCCACCCCCCACCCCCACACAGUGUUAGUAUGCACUAUGCAUUAAUGCAACUACGACCUUGUUAGUUGGAAGGAAAAAAAAUCUUUGAGUUUAGUCGUUAACAAGUGCCUCAUCAAAAAUUAAAUUUUUAAAAAAAGUUAAUUUGGUUUGUUAAGGUGCCAUAGUAGUUGUUACAUUUAAACAUUUAUGUUAAACAUAAAACAAAUUGCUGCAUUUUAUUGUUAAGACAUUUCAUUACAUUUUUUCAAAAUUUAACAUACAUGGAUACAGAGCUUCCAUUUAGGCAUUCCACUUGGAUUUUUGAGUUUUAUAUUCUGAUUUUAAUACAGUUUUUGAGUAUUAUGUGACUUGAAUUUUUACUCUUUCUGUAAAAUAGAUAACUUAAGUGUAAAUACACUAUGUGUGUAUCUUUUCCUCAGACACCAGCUUUGAUAUAAAUGUUGUAACAUAGAAGUGUAGAUAGUAGAUCCUGGAUAUGUGCAUAGAACUGGUUUCUUUUACCAAGAAUAUAAUUCUGCAUGAAGAGUUCAUAAAUCCAGAUCUGUACAUGCUUCUGUGUAUAUCCACUUAAAACACUGGAAAUAAAUUGGUUUUGAUUGUUCUUGUA